AUGGCUGCUCCGCGAGCAUACAACAACCCGGGUCCAGGCUACCUUCAGAACGGUGCUGGUGGUCUUCCUCCCACUGGUGCUGCACCACUUUUGCCCAACCAGGGUCGUGUCCUUCAAACCGGUCCUCUAAGAGUUCUGUGUAUUGCCGAUGUUCGAGGAAACCUGAGAUCACUCAAUGAUCUUGCGAAACAAGCCCGAGCCGACCAUAUCAUCCACACCGGUGAUUUUGGUUUCUACGACGACACUUCCCUGGAACGAAUCGCCGAGAAGACGCUUAAGCAUGUUGCGCAGUAUUCGCCCUUGAUUUCUGAGCCUGUAAAGAAGGCUAUUCAGCAAGGAGGACCAGGCCCCGUAAAGUCCCGAUUUCCGCCAAAUGAGCUUCCUCUCUCGGAGCUGCCUCUCCUUAUCAGCGGUGAGGUUAAGCUUGAUGUUCCCGUCUAUACCGUCUGGGGUGCUUGCGAAGAUGUCCGAGUACUAGAGAAGUUCCGAACCGGCGAGUACAAGGUCCCAAACCUGCACAUCAUCGACGAGGCUCGAUCAAUGCUACUGGAGGUUGGCGGUGUCAAGUUGCGGCUACUUGGUCUUGGUGGUGCCGUUGUCAUGCAUAAGCUUUUUGAUAAUGGCGAAGGCCGUACCACCAUUGCUGGUGGUCAGGGCACUAUGUGGACAACUCUCCUGCAAAUGGGUGAGCUUGUCGACACGGCGCACCGAGUUUACGAUCCUACCGAAACCCGCAUCUUUAUCACACAUGCGUCUCCUGCUCGUGAGGGUAUCUUGAACCAGCUCUCAGUUACUCUCAAGGCCGACUUCUCUAUCUCUGCCGGACUCCACUUCCGAUAUGGUAGCUCUUACAAUGAGUUCAGCGUCAACCCUACUCUCGACCAUUACCGUGGCAAGCUUGCUGCCUCCAAGGCUUCUUUCAACGACGUCUGGGAGACUGUCAAGAGUGAAGUGGAACCUGCUAUUCAACAGAAUGAGGCCCAACAGAACCUUCUGAAGAAUGCUCUGCAAAUCGUCGAGAAGAUGCCAACCACUGCUGCUGGCGGUAACCCCUUCGGCGGCCCGGCUGCUGGCCAGGCUUCCCUCGGACAAGUCGACGAGAGUGCCUUCAAGAAUAUGUGGAACUUUAACCUUGCUGAUGCGGCCUUUGGCUACCUGGUCCUCGAGAUUCAGGAUGGCCGUAUUGGUACUGAGAUGCGUGCUCAAGGCUUCAACUUCUCUCACCGUGGCGCCAAGCAGCAGCCCGGACUUCCUCCCACCACAGCUGGCCCAGCUGGUAUUCCUUCACCUGCCCCUCCCUCGACCCAGUCCAGUGUGCCCCCUCCUACCAGCCGACAGCCCUCAACAGUCCAGGCUGCUAAGCCUGCUGUCGCAACUCCUCUGCCCGGCCCACCCAAGCCAGCGACUCCCCAACCUGCCCCAAGCUCGAACAGUCCUGCUCCCGCCCCGCCCAGCAAAGACACCGAGAAGGCCACAGCUCCGGCUUCCGCUCCAGCUAACGGUUCAGCGCACCCUGAGCGUGUUUCUUCUCCCGCUCCCAAGACACCUGCCUCGGACAUCAUCGGUCUUUUCAUUAUGAAUGUCAACACCGAGGAUCAGUGCCGAGAUCUGUUCAGCGAGGAGGACAAGAACAAGAUUCUCAAGGUUGACAAGUGGGGUAAUUCAAACAAGGUUGUUCAGUUUAAGACAACAGAGGACCGUGAUGCUGCUUUGGCCAGACUUCCUGAGGAUGUCAAGACUAGAACCCAGGAGGAUCGAUCCAAGCCUCUGGUCAAGAUCUUCCAACAUCGCGAGGGCAAGACAUAUGCCAACCGAGGUGGUGCUGGUAACUGGGGUGCCAGCGGACGCGGCGGUGCCACUAACACCAGUGGAUAUCGUAGCGCUGGAGGAGCCAGUGAUUCCGAAUCUAAUCGACGCGGUGGACGAGGUGGUCGCGGUCGUGGUGGAGAUCGUGGACGGGGUGGACGUGGUCGAGGAGGCCUCAAGGGCGAGACAGGCACCUCUUCACCUGCCGCCGCUCCCGCCACACCCGCCGCCGAUUAA
Molecule: messenger RNA, 2043 nt
Organism: Fusarium mangiferae
Lineage: Eukaryota; Fungi; Ascomycota; Sordariomycetes; Hypocreales; Nectriaceae
Product: putative nucleolar rRNA processing protein GAR1
Exons: 3
Coding region: 1-2043 (680 amino acids)
Source: RefSeq, a predicted model, not a curated record